This is a messenger RNA of Schizosaccharomyces cryophilus OY26, 448 nucleotides long. RefSeq lists its product as uncharacterized. The transcript has 4 exons. The record is from RefSeq and is a predicted model, not a curated record. Bases 86 to 262 code for a protein of 58 amino acids. Lineage: Eukaryota; Fungi; Ascomycota; Schizosaccharomycetes; Schizosaccharomycetales; Schizosaccharomycetaceae.
CUCACCACCAUAUAUUCCGAGAAACUUGUCGUCUGAAUGACUUUAAAGUACUCAAUCAAUUUUUUUUUCCUUCACUAUUUGUAAGAUGUCUCGUGGUAACCAACGUGAAGUCGAUCGUGUUCGUAAUGCAAAAAAGCAACAAGCUGCUAAAAAGAAGCAAGACGGGAAUCCCGCUAAGCGUCUGGAAGCUCAGGCUGAAAUCAUGAGAGCAAAACAACGUGCUGCUGAUGAGCGGAAGGCAGCUUCUUCUUCUAAAAAGUAAAUUCCUAGAACAAACGUUCCUAGAUUAAAUGAAUUUUGUGAAAUUAAUAGAUCGUUUCAACCUAUGAAAUCUACCUCUUUUACUUGAAGUAUGUCUUAUAUUUUCAUAGGUUAAUUCGUAAAAAAUUUGUUGCUUCGUAUUUCUCGUGUACAUUAAUAUUAUAAACACUGAACUCUCCGUCACCGA